UGCUUGUUCACAGUAAUGUUUUGUAUUAAUAAAUGAUACUAAACGACGUUGCAAUGUGUUAUAUACGAUAAAAUGUACAAUAAUGUACGUGACAUAUAUAGCGCAGAAAUUUGUAUUAAUAACGUUUGAGGAAACCCCGCUUUUUGAGAUAACGUGUAUUUGUACAUCAAAGCACUAUUUUCUCAACUUUUAUUGGUUGUUUAAAUAAAUUUUCCUAAUAUGGAAAAUAGAAACAAUAAACAGAGAUCUCACAUGAUCACGCACUGUACAAGUUUUAAAGUAUGUGAACUAGUGACAUUACCAAGGAUUAAACUUCCAGCUGAUUUAUAUGCAGCGUUAAAUAAUAAAAGUCCUAAAAAUAAUAAACAAUUAUACAAUUGUUAUGUAAAUUUUAUUAACUAUCUUCCACACAUAAAAAAGAUAGACACUAAGUAUUAUUCGCUACUGUUUAGAAUGUUAUUGUAUUUGGAACAGCAUGAACUUCAAUUAAUUGUUGGAAGACACAAUUUGAAAAAUCAGAAACUGGAACAAGUUUCUGAUAAAUUUAGAAUUAUAGUACCUACUUUAGAUGAAGAUGACCGGUUCAUUGAUAUUGGUGAUGAGUUAACUAUUAAGUCAAAAGACUUAAACUACUCAUGUAAUUUUAAAAUAAUAGAUAUUAUGCAGAAAGAAGUAUAUGUAGCAGUAUCAGAUGAAUUUCCCAUAUCUCAACUUCUUGAAAAUAAAGUUGAUGUAUUUUUUCAUGCUGUAAAUUGGCCAUUAAAAUGUUAUCAUUAUGUCUUAGACAAUAUGUGCCAUUAUAAUUUAGAAAAUUUAAUAAAUCCCAAAAUAAAUACAGAUCAUUAUACUUCAUCAAAAGUCGAUUUGGAUUGGGUUCAUAAAAAUGUAGCAAAUAAUGAAGAACAGAAAACAGCGGUGAAGAAUAUUUUGAACAGUUCAUCAUACCCUGCACCAUAUAUUAUAUUUGGUCCUCCUGGUACUGGAAAGACAACAACAUUAGUUGAAGCUAUUUGCCAAAUUAGGAAAAAAUACAAAUCAAAAAAUAUUUUGGUAUGUACAUCUUCAAAUGCAGCAGCAGAUGAAAUUACAAGGAGAUUAUUGCAUCUCCUUCGUCAUAAAGAUGUAUUUCGUAUGUAUUCCUCACAUAAAUGUUGUAGUGACAUAGAUGAACAAAUUUAUCCAAUUUCAAAUUUUAUUAAUGAUGCGGUUAUUUAUCUACCAAAAGAAAUUUUUAUUUGGAAGAAAAUUGUUAUUUCAACAUUUGUAUCGUGUAUGAGAUUGGCGAAUCUUAAAUUACAAACUAAUCAUUUUUCGUAUAUAUUUAUUGAUGAAGCCAGUCAAAAUAUAGAAAUAGAAUCAUUAAUUCCAUUUGUAAUCACAAAAAAUAGAACUGAAGCAACAUCACAUGUGCAAGUUGUUAUUGCUGGUGAUCCAUACCAACUGGGGCCUGUAAUUUCAUGCAAAAAAAUCGAACAUUUAUUAGGAAGAUCUUUAUUAGAAAGAUUAAUGGAAUGUGAACCAUAUCAAAAAGUAAACAAUAAAUAUAAUUCCCGUUACAUAACAAAAUUAAUUUUUAAUUACCGUAGUAAAGAAGCUAUUAUAUAUACGUCUAAUAAAGAAUUUUAUGAAGGCGAUUUGUUGUGUUUUAAAAAGGAAAAUACACAUAGCAUAAUUUCAAAUUGGCGAACAUUUUCAGAAAAAACAUUUCCUGUCUUAUUCAUUAAAGUUAAUGGCGAAGAAAUAAGAACGCCUAAUACGAGUGUUUAUAAUGAAAAAGAGAUCGCAGCCGUAAGAGUUAUUGUUAAUAAAUUAAUGAAUUCCAAAAUUGGUAGUCGCGAAAUUAAAGAAGAAGAUAUUGGAAUUUUAACUCCAUUCAAGCAGCAAAAAAUUAUGAUUGAAAGAUAUGUAACAAAUAAUAUAACUGUCGGAACAAUAGAUACAUUCCAAGGACAAGAAAGAGAAAUUAUAAUCUUAAGUACAGUACGUUCAAAAGUUUUUGAACACAACAAUAAACGACAUAUCGGUUUCUGGUCCAAUCCAAAGAGAUUUAAUGUUGCCAUGACAAGAGCAAAAGAUUUAUUAAUAAUAAUAGGAAAUCCACAUAUUCUUUGUCUAGAAAAAUAUUGGUAUACUGUAUGGCAAUAUUGUGAAGAAAAUAAUGCAACUAUUUUUUUGGAUAAAAUCUUAUCUGAAGAUUUUAAUAUAUGAAAUUUUUAAUGUAUAAUAAAAAAUUAUUAAUUAUCCAUAGACUAUUUUUUUACGAAAGUAAUCUAUUAAUAUAUUACAAAGACUUCGUUUUC
Messenger RNA from Frieseomelitta varia, 2300 nucleotides. RefSeq names its product putative helicase mov-10-B.1. Lineage: Eukaryota; Metazoa; Arthropoda; Insecta; Hymenoptera; Apidae. Gene Ontology annotation, cellular component: P granule; cytosol. The record is from RefSeq and is a predicted model, not a curated record. Bases 220 to 2208 code for a protein of 662 amino acids. Gene Ontology annotation, biological process: regulatory ncRNA-mediated post-transcriptional gene silencing. Gene Ontology annotation, molecular function: RNA binding; 5'-3' RNA helicase activity; ATP hydrolysis activity. The transcript has 11 exons.